AUGAACCUGACGGCACAGCAACGCAACUCUGUUCCACGCUGUAUACGGCAAUGUGUCCGUCAAGGGCAGGCAGACGGCCGGAGACAGGGUGCAUAUGCGUAUUGCAAUCAAGCACAAGCAAGCGGCAGGCGAACUGAGUCCGGCGACAGAUGCGGGUUCGGAUUUCAUACGUUGCACGAGCAAGCUCGGCGGUACUACUACCAGCCGUGUCGGGACCAGGACCAGGACAAUGUAAACGUCUCGAGCGAGGUUGGAGACGCCAGCCCUGCCGCCAACAGACAGGCGCCUAUCGUCGCCAUUACGCCACGCUUGAUGGGUGCCGCUUACAGCGGCUAG
Molecule: messenger RNA, 336 nt
Organism: Parastagonospora nodorum SN15
Lineage: Eukaryota; Fungi; Ascomycota; Dothideomycetes; Pleosporales; Phaeosphaeriaceae
Exons: 2
Coding region: 1-336 (111 amino acids)
Source: RefSeq, a predicted model, not a curated record